Messenger RNA from Daphnia carinata, 1930 nucleotides. RefSeq lists its product as uncharacterized. The transcript is spliced from 7 exons. The record is from RefSeq and is a predicted model, not a curated record. The coding region runs from base 843 to 1913 and encodes 356 amino acids. NCBI's taxonomy places the organism in Eukaryota, Metazoa, Arthropoda, Branchiopoda, Diplostraca, Daphniidae.
CGGACCGCUCUCUCAUUUUCUCCCCGGUAUCGAAGGCGGGUGGGGGCUCCUUGUUAACACAAAUAUAGACACCGGUAACACAGACAAGAGUAGGGAAACUACACGCAUAGUUUCUGUUUUAAAAAGAGUUCGGCCAAAAAGUUAUGCGGUGGAUGGCAAAUGUGUGAUCGUGCGUGUUGACGUAACUAGUGCACCAUACCACGUUGUUUGUGUUUCAACUCGUUUUUUUUUGGUCUCUAACGUGCCAGUGUGGAAGGCGCGAUCGUGUUAUUCAAUUCUACCUGAAAAUUCAAAUCAACAAAAUUUGCCUACCGUCGCAAAAAAAAAAAAUAAUAAUAAUAAUAACAAAUUUCCAAGCAAACACGGUGAAUGCAAAUCAAACAUCAUUGAAUCUUCGCAGAAAGAAAAAAAAAAAAAAAGGACGUGCAAGCGUCGCAGAUGCGAGCCAGCGUCUCCAAUUUCAUUUGGAUUCCUCUCUGUUGGAUUUGCCCUUUUUAGAUAUUUUCAGCGAUUCGACUAUUGCGGACGGCUGGGGCCGCUAAGUUAGUAUUGAUCCAAAACAUUCUCGGUAUAGUCAACCAACUACAGACGGGCAGCUUGAACUAUAGGCCACAAAAUACGCAACCCGCUGUCUUUUAUUCCGGAUGAAUCGUUAAGACACACGUAUCAUCAACGGUGAGGGGAAAGAAAAGAAAAAAAAAAAGGCCGACAAAACAAAAUCGAAUCAGCGGCCAUGAGACAAUUAGGUUCGCCGAUGUGCUAGUGAAACGAGCGCGCCGCAUUCGAAGUAAAUAGGUUCAAGCCAUCGGAAGGGAAGAAGAAGCGAAACAUAAAGUUCGAAGAUGCGGCCGUCUUCCAGUUUCUGGCUUUUAUUGCUGUUGCGUUUAUGCAACUGGGCUAGCGGGUCUUCCAUCAUGGGGCGCGAUCACCAACAGCCGAGGAUAAUCCAUCCCAAUCAAUCAGAUACCACGGCCGGAUCAUCAUCAUCAUCAUCAUCAUCUAGAUGGUUAUCGACUUGGACGGUGCACGAGGGCCAGACCCGGGAAACGGUUCCAGUGAUCAAGUCGAUCAAAAGUCGGGGCUUCCUCGUUGGCGAUUUCUGCGACGACACUGACCAAUGCAAUCCCGGCCUACCGCACACCGUCUGCAACGCCAUGUCUCAACGAUGCGAAUGCGACCCGGACUUCCCUAUCAUCGUAGACAACUCUAUUUGCGUCCCACCUUUGAAGCUGGGCGAACUUUGCCUGUACGACCAGUCGUGCCAGUACUUUGACCGCAAUUCUGUCUGCGCAAUGUCAGACGAAGGCAACGCACACGAGUGUCGUUGCCGGGCGGCAUUUCGGCCGUCCAUCACUCUCGAAUCCAUUUCGCGAACCAGCCUUUGCAUCCCAGAGCCUCACGGUCCCUGGUUGAAAUCGGACGUGCCGACCGUCAUCGGACUGGGUGUUGGCAUGUCCAUCUUCAUGGCGCUGACUUGCCUCGUUCUCAAACUCUUCAGCAGGGCCCGGUUCGCUCAGGAUCAGGCCAGAGGAUACGGCAACGCCCAUCUGGCCCCGCCGACUAGCGCCAGCACCACCAUGAACCACACUCACACAGAUGGAAAACAUCCGCCACGACCCAACAAUCACCGACAGGUAUCCAUCACCGAUUCCGAGACAGCUGCACCCACAGAUAUCGUGACGCGUAGGACUAACUCGAUCAACAACGGCGGUCAUCACCAUUCGCGCGGAUCUUUCUAUGGUAGAAGGCAGAGCAAUCAUUCGGCAACGUACGAAGCCAGGAGUCCCAUGAGGAGCCACAGGAGUGAUGCAUCCGCAAACCGCGAUUCCAUCAGCGCUCAAGCGGAUACUGAAGAUCGAACGCCGGCUCCGCUUCACCAAUCCAACAAUUCGAUACGCUCUAGUCUAGAAUGAAAGAAAUGAAAACAAAA